Messenger RNA from Blepharisma stoltei, 744 nucleotides. NCBI's taxonomy places the organism in Eukaryota, Ciliophora, Heterotrichea, Heterotrichida, Blepharismidae. The record is from the annotation of a GenBank genome assembly.
AUGGCAACCAGAACUCAGUUCGAAAAUUCCAACGAAAUCGGGGUUUUUUGCAAGCUCACGAACGCCUACUGCAUUGUCCCAAUUGGAGGUAACGAGAACUUUUACAGUGUCUUCGAAAGCGAGCUUGGAGGCCACAUCCCAGUCAUUCACUCCUCAAUUGCUGGAACUCGCAUUGUAGGAAGGGUCACUUGUGGAAACUCAAACGGGCUAUUGGUCCCAAGCAUCACAACUGAUUUGGAGCUGCAGACAAUCAGAAAUUCGCUCCCAGAUAAGGUCAAGGUGGAAAGAAUUGAUGAGCGUCUGUCAGCCUUGGGAAAUUGUAUUGCUUGCAAUGACUAUGUCGCUAUAAUUCACCCAGAUUUGGACAAAGAAACGGAAGAUAUCGUAGCUGACACACUCGGAGUUGAGGUGUUCAGGACCAUGGUGGCAGGGAAUGUGCUGGUAGGAAGCUAUUGCGUUUUAACUAAUCUUGGAGGACUGAUUCAUCCCAUGAUUGCAGUGGAAGAACUUGACGAGCUUAGUUCGCUGCUUCAAGUGCCACUUUGUGCAGGAACAGUUAACAGAGGAAGUGAUGUUCUGGCUGCAGGGCUGUGCGCAAAUGACUGGAGUGCGUUUUGUGGGCUAGAUACGACGUCAACGGAAAUAUCAGUCAUCGAAAACAUUUUUAGACUAAAUGAAGUGAAACAGCAUGUACCAGCCCAAACUGGAGUCAGGACUGAUUUGAUGGACAAUCUCCACAGAUAA